Messenger RNA from Kwoniella botswanensis, 2682 nucleotides. RefSeq lists its product as uncharacterized. The transcript has 2 exons. The coding region runs from base 1 to 2682 and encodes 893 amino acids. The record is from RefSeq and is a predicted model, not a curated record. Lineage: Eukaryota; Fungi; Basidiomycota; Tremellomycetes; Tremellales; Cryptococcaceae.
AUGUCAGCUCUACGACCUAUGGCAGCUGCUGGUCCAGGACCGCAGACAUGGCUGUAUCGCCUUAGCUUGGGCACCAAUGCGACAACUCAUCUUCGUCCCCCGUUACUUCGACCGUUGCACACUACUGCCCCCGCACCUGCUUACAAGCGGAGUCGAAAUGUCAAGCCCAAACCCAAUGUCACCAGACCACCGCCAUCGUCGAAGCCGAAAGGCCUUUCAACAACUGAGCAGGCUGCAAAACCUGUCGCUCAUGAUCCCACUUCCCCCUUGACAUCUCGUGGCGAUGCGAUCUUGUUAGGGGUACCACCGGACUAUCCCAUCGAAGCCAAUAUCAAUCGACUUAUCUCGCACCUUCAGAACUCCCAAUUAGAUCAAUCGAUCGCGGAAUGGGCUCAACUGUGGGACCUUCGCUGUAUACACCGUCUGGCACCAUGGCACUUCGAAGUUAUAUCCAAUAGUAUCCGUCAAAUCCUGUUCGGCAAGAAUUACCCUCAUCUGGGUAAAAUGGCAUUAUACGAAGCUGCCAAAUAUGGGCAUCUGAAGAAUAUGGUCAUUGAAUCUGCAUCUAGAGGAUAUGCAUUGGGGUUAUAUGGAUUUAUGUUGAAGUUGAUCGGAACUGGUAGACCUAAAGAUGUGGUCGACGCGUAUGAGAGGUGUAAAGAGCAUAUGAGGGAGAUUCAAGGUAAAAAGAAAGAAGAUUUGUUUUCUUGGGAUAGGAUAAAAAGGUUAAAUGCGAGAUUAGAAGAUCCAUCUGCUCGCCCCAUUGGCAAUCAGAACAAAGUCAAUGUGGGAUUAAAGCAUCUUCUGAUGGCUAAUAUAGCUGCGCAUACUUUAAUGGAUACGUUAGAUGAUAAAGUUUUAUUCUCAAUGUUGGAUUCUCACAUAGAUCUCAGACCAACAUCGACAUUCGAUUUCAAACCUAUCGAUAGAGCUUUGAAAGCUUCCAAAGCCCCAUCACAAGUUCACAAGAGAUUCAGAGCGAAUGUGGAUAAAUUGGUCCUUUCCUUGAUGUGUUACCAUCCUAAUGCUUUGGUGGCAAGGAUCAUCACGCUGGGAACUAGAAAAUCAGAUACCAAGCUGGAUAGAUUGUAUGAUAGGGUAUUGGAAGCUUCUAUUGGUCCCGAUGCUUAUCUGAAACCCAGAGAAUUGGAUGAUUUCAGUCUGGUCUUUAGGAAUAUACCGAUUCCCCCUGUUAUAUGGUUGCAAUUCAUGAAAACGUUUGAAUGGAAAGGUGACGUCGACCGAAUCAUCAAGAUGAUCGAUGUCGACCUACCUGAAAGAGGCCUAGAACCCAAUGGUGACUUCCUUUCUUCCGCAAUGCUGUACAUGGCGAUCCUGUCCCAGCGUGUUGGUCAGCCUUCUGCUGUGAGAUCAAAAGCUAGAGCAUGGGUAGAUGAAUAUUGGCGUCGACUCACUACCCAAAACUGGCAUGUUGAAGAUCAACCUUUUUCAAGGCGAAUACGAACGUUGAGUAUCUUAUCAUUCGACGAACCCAAUUUACGAAAUGAGAUUAAAAGCUUGUAUAAAGCUGCCAAAGAAGGUCAUCUGGGUAGCAUACAUUCUAGGACUCGAGCGGCUUUUGUUGAAUUUUUCAUGAAGCACGGAACACUCAAUCAAGCUUGGCAAAUAUUCCAGACCUUUCCCAUGGACACCACUAGACCUGAAGAUAAUUCCGAUAUAGCUUUUGCAGUUUUCAUUCGAAGACUCGCUUUAGGUCCAUGGCCUGUUGAAGACAAGUUAAAGAUGUAUAAGAAAGUAACCAAAUUAUUCAUCGAUAGUGGUAUACCUCUUCGACCCCAUGUGUUAGGACCAUUAUUAUCGGUCCAACUCCAAGUUUUAAACUUACCCAUGAAGACCAUAGUGGACCUUACUUUAAAUGCUACGACUGAUGCCGAGGCUCCCGAUCCAGGUAUACAAAGAUGGACCAAAGUUUUAUAUGGGAUGAUAACCAAGUGGACACAUACAGCUUCACCUACCUUAUUGGAAAUUCAAGCUGGUCUGUAUAUAUUGGAAAAAGCAAGUGAGAGGAAACUGUAUGGAGUGACUAGAUCGAGAUUGGUACAAAUGUGGAUGUCAUUCCUUGGGCCUAUAGCUAAAUCUACUUAUACGAGUGCGGAACAAAGACAGGAAUAUAUUGAUUUAGCGUUGGAUCUCUUCCCUGAUGGAGGGAAAGCGAAUGUAUCGAUUAGUAUGUGGAUGGAAAUUAUUACUCAUUCGUUCAAUCGACAUGAUGGUGCUGGAUUUGGAGAAGGCCAUAGAAGAUGGAAAGAAUUGGGACAAAUUAGGAUGGUACAGGCUAUUUGGUAUAGCAAGAUGUUGGACUUAUUGAUCAAACAUGAUAAGAUUGAUUGGGCCUUGGAUCUAGUCAAGGAUGCUUGGAAUAAGAAACAUAUAAAGAAGACUGAUGGAUUUUAUCUCAGAGCUAAAGCCUAUGGGUUGAUCAAUAAAUCGAAUUUGGAUAUGGAGUUGGAGAUGGAGCAGAAUAGGUUGAUGGAUGAUCAAGAUGGUCAAGUGAAGAGAUGGAAAGUACCGAUUGCAUUUGUGGAAGAUUACGAGGAUGAAAUGUACCUUGAAGCAGAAGAGCAAAGCUCGAUUGAUGAAGAGGAUGUAAUAGAUGAGGAAGAUGCGGGGUUCCAGGAUGAAGAGGACAUAGACACUGAGGGAGAAAUAAAUAGGUCGUGA